Stegostoma tigrinum is the source of this 1608-nucleotide messenger RNA. Its product is annotated as opsin-3-like. The transcript is spliced from 4 exons. Gene Ontology annotation, biological process: visual perception; G protein-coupled receptor signaling pathway. Gene Ontology annotation, cellular component: photoreceptor outer segment; membrane. The record is from RefSeq and is a predicted model, not a curated record. The coding region runs from base 1 to 1260 and encodes 419 amino acids. Gene Ontology annotation, molecular function: G protein-coupled receptor activity. NCBI's taxonomy places the organism in Eukaryota, Metazoa, Chordata, Chondrichthyes, Orectolobiformes, Stegostomatidae.
AUGGCAAAGCUGCAUUUGCCUGGCGAUUCCACAGCCGAGAGGUUGCUUGGAUUUUUGCAGCUGCAUGUAUCGGCCGAGAUGCUCUCUCCCAAUCUGAGUGUGAAUUGCAGCGAGGGGAGCCCAGGGCUGUGUGGGCACAGGGGGGCUCUCUCUCCCCAGGAGCUGGGUCCAGCUUUCACCCUGAGCCCCAGCGGGCACCUGGUCGCCGCCGUGUGCCUGGGCAGCAUCGGGCUGCUGGGCUUCACCAACAACUUGCUGGUGCUGCUGCUCUUCUGCCGCUACAAGGUGCUGCACUCUCCCAUUAACCUCCUGCUCGCCAACAUCUCGGUGAGCGACCUGCUGGUGUGUACCCUGGGCACCCCGUUCAGCUUCGCCGCUAGCGCCCGGCAGCGCUGGCUCAUCGGGGAGCUGGGCUGCAUCUGGUACGGAUUCGCCAACACCGUCUUCGGCACAGUAUCAUUGAUUUCAUUGACUAUACUUUCAUAUGAUCGUUAUAUUACCAUCACUGGAGCCACAGAAGCCGACAAGACAAACUACAGCAAAGCAUUUGCAUGGAUUUCAUUUUCUUGGAUCUACUCACUGAUAUGGACAUUGCCCCCUCUAUUUGGAUGGAGUCAGUAUGGCCCUGAGGGACCAGGAACCACAUGUUCCGUGAACUGGCAUUCAAAAGAUACAGCCAAUGUGUCCUACAUUGUGUGUCUCUUCAUUUUCUGUCUGGUCAUCCCCUUUCUGGUGAUUGUCUACUGCUACGGAAAGAUGUUGUUGACAGUGAGGAAGGUAAGAGUAAGCAAUUCCACAGGGCGUGCAAGAGAACACAAGGUUCUGCUCAUGGUGACUUCAAUGGUGGCCUGUUUCCUGCUCUGCUGGCUACCUUAUGGAGUUGUAGCACUCGUGGCUACUUUUGGACAUCCUGGUCUGGUCUCUCCAGCUGCCAGCAUCAUCCCAUCAAUCCUUGCUAAGAGCAGUACUGUCUAUAACCCCAUUAUCUAUGUAUUCCUGAACAAACAGUUUUACAGAUGUUUCAAAGCACUGCUGACCUGUCAGUAUUCACAUAUUCGUAUAAGCACAAAAAGUAUGUCAAAGACUACAAAGAAUAGUGGCAAUAUCCAAAAGAAGAACACCAGCUUCAGAAGGGCUUCGGUUGCUCAGCGCACAUCUGUCAAUAAAAACCCAUAUAGCAUGAAAGAAGAUACAGGCAACAAUGCUUUAAGUGAAUUUUCAAAGCCACCAGUAUCUCUAGUGGUACGCUAUAAUGACUGAUCAAAUGGAGGCAUCUGAAGGCAAUUCCACGGUGUUUAACAUUGUUUUGUAAGGACCAAGUUUCCCUUGAAAAUUAAUGGAAUCCCAGACAGUGGCAGAUAAACAGCCUCUAAAACAAUAAAAAUGAAAUAGACACUGUCUAUGAUAAUUAAAAUAUAUAUAAAGAAACAUUAUGGACCCAAGGAAGCUUCUGGAUAUUGAGGAUCGGAACCUUGGCUGACUCUCCGAUUCCAGCUUAAACAGUAAAUUCACUUUGUUUGUUUCAAAAGUUGCUCAAUCCAAACUUAAUUUAUUGUGCUGGUAUUUUAAAAAGUAAUGGAGACCAUGGAGUUAUAAAAUUGGCAUUAU